AUCCUGCGUGGACGGCAAUGUUCACGAGGACUUUGGUAGCUCAUAGGGGAGUGAGUGUUUUGAAAAGGGCAAACGACUGCGGAAAUCAACUUUUGUCGUACUGUUCUCGCAAGCGGCAAGUGAGUCUUCAUCUUGGCCACUUGGCCGGUUGGUUCCUCGGUUAUUCGGUUGGUUAGUUGGUGUGUAGUCCGGAUAGAAAGGAGCCCUCAAAUUAUCCACCGCUAUUAUUUCUGGAAGUGAGCUUGGAGAGGAAGGAGGAUCCCUGAGGAUUCGUUCCAAUUUGAACAAGCCAAUCUUACUUUCUCGAAAACCAUGAGGUACAGAGAUUGCCCACAGGAACACCACCAGUACCACCAGCACCAGUACCACGACCAAAAUCCAGCUUUCUCCCCUUCUUCUUCUCCCUCUCGUUAUUCUCAAGUGUGAGUGACGUCAUCGUAUGUUCUGUGGGGGCCCGUCGUCACAUGUCCCAUUUGAGUGAGCAGCAUCCCAUACAUUGCAAACUCACUCUGCUUUUGGACCCAAGAUCGCAGAGCGAGGAGCAGACUUGUUUCCAGAAUGCUUCUUAAAAAUCGAGCCUCAACUCAUCCCUGCUAGUCUACGCCAGGCCAUAUUCCCGAAAAGAACAAGUUUUAGGAUCAGUGAUUGUGAAAGAGAAGGAAAAACCGCGCGUUAUUGUGUCAGAACAUCAAUUUGAUGUGAAGUCUUUUGGAAGACAUGGGAACAUGAGACAAGGAAGAGAUAAAAAAAAGAGUAUUCAACUCGAUCUGUGGAUGCCCUAUAAGGUGCAGUGACAACAAUUGUCGCGCUCUUGGCAAAAAAAACUCCCAAGUGUUUUGGCUUCACUUCUUUGAGGAAUAGCUAGUCUUCCAAUGUCCCUAAUCCCAAGUUCUAUGACGUGAGUCUAAGCGGGAAAGUUUAUUUUCAGACCAUCGGGGAUCACGUUUCCAACGUGAAUGAAGUUGCAGCACAAUUUGAUUCUUCUUCCCCUUGCUCCUUCUCUCUCAGUCGCUUCUCUAUUAUUAUCUUCCUCAUCGUUGUUUACUUGCUUAUUCAUUUACAGAGUGCUUGCUAGCUCUUCGCUGCAAUCCACUCAUCCUUUGGUGGCAGUUAUUCUGGUUCCGCACUUGCUUUGAAAAGAACCAUUUCAGUCCAACCAAGUGACUGACGUACGUGGAAACCAACCGUGUUGGUGCCAGAGUUCCUUGGUUCCUGCUGAACCCGCUUUGAAGGUGUCCUCGUGGGCUGGUUUAGUCUACAUUCAGGCUAUGACGUCAAUGCCUUUCCUGCCUUACGUGUUGUAGAUUUUAAUGGUAUUGGAUACCCCAGUGGAUGCCUCUUCUCAAUGGAAUUUGUUCCGCGUGUCUUGCCGUUCUCGCUCUCGUGAAAUAGGAGAGGGACGACCUUUCUUUUCCUCCUUGCAUUGACGUCAUCAAGUUGGAACAAUCUGAACCUGCUGCUUUCCGCUUUUCUCUCCCUGUGUUUGGCCGGCCUACUUCAGAUUGUGCGUGUCUGCUUUUCCGAGAUCCAUCCACGUUCCACUUGCUACGAAAGCAAGGAAAAAGAAAAGAAGAAACGUUCCUGGCUUCAAGCUCAUUUGGACCAACCAGGACAAGUAGAAGUGUCUUGAAAAAAAGCCGUUCCAGCUUCUCUAGCAAGAAAUCAUCACAGUCUCUGAAUGUAAUACACAAGUUCAAGUCUGUUUGGCAGAGAAGCUGUCCAAUGGCCAAGUGUAUGUAUCCUACUUUGAAAUAGAGCGACGAGACUGCGAUUGUUGCCGUCCUCGUUCUUGCCCUCGACCUGGUCGUCGUAGUCGUCGUCGUCGUCGUCGGCCUCAUAAGAAUGAAAGGCCAGUCCAGAGUGCAAUUGGUCGUGAAUGGCGGGUGGGAACAGCGUAUGAGCAAGAGAGCUCCACUGAGAACGAACAAAAAAGGUUGUCUUGUGCGAGCUUGUGCCUGUUCCAUUACCACGACGAAUACAAGAACUGCUAGGUACAAGAUGAGCAUUAGGAACACAUCAGCCACGACUUCAGUGUAGAUAGAAUACAAGAAGUGCUGUUUCUGCUGGGAUCAUGGUGGUGCAAGUGGUGUUUCUUGCCCAAAGACUCCUCGUGGCAUUUACGUGGGGUCUCUGAACCAGAAAGCCCCCGAGACAGACCUGUAUUUUGACUCAUGCCAAACCAAUAAUUGGCCCACAAUAGUCAAUAAACCCCGGAAAACCUCACUCCUGAUUCAGCCCAUGGACAAGAACUCUCAACCAGAUUUGUGCUCAGACCAAUACCCCGCCAUCGAUCAUUCAAUAAGAAACCUUGACCGAGGCACUCGAACUGGGUUUAGCUCAACAAUGCCCUCGCACAGCCUCAGUACCAUGAUAGACGACAGUCGCAUGUGCCCCCAAGUGACGGUGAGCUCUGUGGGGGGAGCCAUAACACACUAUCAUUCAUUCACUGAGGGCAAUUUUGCCAUCGAGGAAGAGGAUCUUGGAUCGCGAUCCUCCAUUAACAAUCGUAUCUGGCGAUCCCACAGCUUGACUCCCACCGUGGGAUCACAUCUCUCCACCCCCGAUAGGGAGUGGUCAGUGGGCGGAGGAAAAGUCCGAUCCAACUCGCUCACGGUGGUCAGAUAUAAUAAUAACAAAAGUGGAUCCACCGUAAUGAUGUCGGGUGGAACGACUCUCAGUACGACACCCUCAGAAACGGAGAAGCAGAUCGAAGAGUUGUUAAAUAAGCUCCCUGAUGGCUCGGGCAUGAAAGAGCUUCACAUUUGGCUGAAAUCCCUCCGUCUACACAAGUACACCACGUUCCUUUUGAAAUUUUCCUACGAGGAUCUCAUGGCAUUGAACGCGGAACAACUCCCCAAGGAUCGAGUCACUGAAGGUGCGAAGGGGAAAAUACUCAAGGAAGUCAAGCUCAUCAACGAACGACCUUCGACCAUUCGAAAACUGCAAUUGGCCUUGGAGGACAUUUCCAAGUUGGAUGAUUUGGUCCGAUUGGAAAAACUCCUGCCCGAGGUUGAAAAGGUAGUGCUGAUGCCUUUAAAGCCUUACAAUGCAACUCACCACUCGCUCUCCAUGGACUUAUCCUCUCACUCUAACAACACCCUCGUUCACGUCAUUGCACCACCGAAGGCCGCUAGUGAUUCUGGGAUGUCGGAUUCGUUCGGGGAUAUCCCCGAGGAUUCGACAAUGCCCAAUUGGCCGUCAUCGUGCAAGCCCGACACAGAGAACAUUCCCCAAUCUAUCUUCGAAGUUCUGAAGAAAGUGUGCUCCAUCAUUGUCUUGAGUGAUUGUCCUGUUCCGAAAGUGGUUACUAAAGUGGUGAAAAAUGCCUCUGCACUCCUAGAGCAUUGCAUCGAGAGGGAGGCCUAUCAGCCUCAACAGAAGCAGUAUUUCCGAGCUUGGCUGAAGCUUCUUAGAAAUCCCAGUCCACUACGUUCCAUGCGUCAGCAGCAACAACAACAACAGCAGCAACAAUUCACUCCCCAGGACGUGGUGGGUUCAAACAACUGCAGGCGAAUGUCCAGUGGGAUCCCAGUGGCUCCACGAGGUAUGCCAACGAGCUUUGUUCGUGGGAGCACACCCCUCGCUUUCCAAUCACAGGUUGUGCCCAAACCGUCAGGGUUAGGUCUCUCCCAAUUCGGGCUCUUUCCCGAGGGACAUGAUGGUCUUUUCAUGAACCUACAGCGCCGAUCCGUGCCAGAGAUCACACCUCCACUUCUGUAUCCUCAGGCCAAACGAAAUAGCUAUCAAGGAGACGCGAGAACGGUUCCAAUCACGGACUCGGAGAUCCUCUCCAACUUGCUAGAUUGCCGUCGGCGGGAAUCCACACUAUCCUGCGAUUCGGGCUAUUACUUGUCUUUGCCGGAGAGUCGGCGAAACUCUUCUCUAUCUUCUUCAGACGGCAGUCGUCGGAACUCGUCGCUCUCGUCCUCGGAUGAGAGUCGCCGUAACUCGUUUCUCGACGACAGCCACCACAGAGAUUCAUUCUUCAGCAGCACGCCCACUUCGUACGGACGUGAUCACUCAUUAUCUUCAAAUAUUUCCAUGGGGGGCACGGGUUGCCCUCUGGGUCUCCAAUCGUCCCCGUCAGAUCGUCGAGAUUCUGGCCUUCCUCAGGAGCCCCGCAGUUUCCUGAGUGUGGGUAGUGCAGCGCAUGCCCGAGGAGCCCCGGGACUGACCCCGCUGAGCGGCGGAUUGAGCUCCGGAUUCAUUUCCGACGGGUCCACGGACUCGCAGGAGGAAAUUCACAAUCUUCAUAAACUGAACCAAGACCUUUACAAUAUCAGUCUCUCUGUCACGAAGCAAGCUCUCGAAGAGAACUGAGACCUUGCUGAUGAUACUCUUGAUGAACAACUUGUCAGUAUUAGUACGACUUAACAACACCCUUUUCUCAAUACCUUUCCGCAAUUCCACCUCUUAAGAACGGCGGGAAACUCACUCAACACUAUUUGCACCGCUUAAUGAUCUUGACAAGCACCACAAAAGGCGAUUGAAAAAGGAUUGGUCGGCCUUCGUCUUUGUUGGUCGUGACCGCACAUAAGUACAUUUAAAAAAAAACCUGCUUGUAAUGCUAUUUAUCAACAAUUAUGAAAAUAUCGAUGAAGAAACGCCCACUUGCUUGGAUACGUCUUCUUCGUAACUACACCUAGCUGUCUGUGAUCUUUCCGCAAAUGUGGCCACUUACAAUUGGACUUACAACCCUCCACCUCGAACCUUUUCCCGGCAAUUUUGAGCUCUAAAUUCCCCUAAUAUCACUCCAUUUGACCUAUUUACUCAAUUUCAAUCCGUAUCCAACAACAACUAGCUCCAACAGACUCUCACUAGAAUGACGAAUGAGCUUCUGACAAGCCUUAAAACAGCGGCAAACCAAACAAGAGCUCGCAAGAACAACGAAACAAAACUCUAUAGCUAGCAUUGCACUCCCAAAUUGAGAGACAGCCUUGUUCCAUGUACCGUACACUCUGUUGUUGACCUUUUUCCGAGAUGCUGAACUACGCCCAGUAGUGCAAGUAACAAUAUUGACCCCCCCUUCCCCACCAACAUCACUCACUCUCUUCUUGAUACAACUAUCAACUAUCCGCCUCUCUUAUUCUUCAAAACAUCCGAAAUGUUAGAAAACAACCAUCAGGGUAGCUCCUACGGGGGUUUUAAAAUUUGGGGGAGGGAUCUAUUUUUUAAGCUUAAAUCUAUUUUUCCCUCGAGCAAGAUGGCUGGUAUUGGUUGAGAACUGUUUUGUGAUCCAAAGAAGAUGAACCAUACAAUUGAUCAUCAUUUGUGUUGCCGUUGUACCACCUCUAGAUACGACUAUUUUUAUGUUGACUUUGUCAAAGAAACUAUUCGAACUUGAAAAUAGAUCAUCAUUCUGUUAA
Tigriopus californicus is the source of this 5366-nucleotide messenger RNA. RefSeq lists its product as uncharacterized. Lineage: Eukaryota; Metazoa; Arthropoda; Copepoda; Harpacticoida; Harpacticidae. Gene Ontology annotation, cellular component: P-body. Bases 2239 to 4320 code for a protein of 693 amino acids. The transcript has 7 exons. Gene Ontology annotation, biological process: nuclear-transcribed mRNA poly(A) tail shortening. The record is from RefSeq and is a predicted model, not a curated record. Gene Ontology annotation, molecular function: mRNA binding; translation repressor activity.